Prunus avium (sweet cherry) is the source of this 2031-nucleotide messenger RNA. Its product is annotated as Zn-dependent exopeptidases superfamily protein. The record is from RefSeq and is a predicted model, not a curated record. Gene Ontology annotation, biological process: proteolysis. Gene Ontology annotation, molecular function: aminopeptidase activity; zinc ion binding. NCBI's taxonomy places the organism in Eukaryota, Viridiplantae, Streptophyta, Magnoliopsida, Rosales, Rosaceae.
UUUCAUGCCUUUUUGUACAAGCUCCAAAACACUCGACAGAGAGAGGGUCCACAGUCCACCAGUUGAGAGAAAUGGCAGCGAUAACUCGGUUGCAGCAACUGCAACUCCUCCACCCUCCUCUCACCCUCAGGCGUUCCCUUCCCUUUCACAAGCCCAAACAACUCACUCGCUCACGCCCUCGCAGUUUCUCCACCUCUCCAAUCCUCUGCUCCAACAAUUCUCACAACACCCCCGAGAGCUCGGCUUCAAAGGUGGGAGCAAAUGCGUCAAUUGUUGGGGAUCUACUCGACUACCUCAACGAGUCUUGGACUCAUUUUCAUGCUACGGCUGAAGCGAAAAGACAACUAAUUGCUGCUGGUUUUCAUUUGCUGAAUGAGAAUGAUGAGUGGGACCUCAAGCCUGGUGGAUGCUACUUCUUUACACGAAACAUGUCUUGUUUGGUUGCAUUUUCUGUUGGAGAGAAGUAUACUGUUGGUAAUGGUUUCCAUGUGAUUGCUGCACACACAGACAGUCCAUGUCUAAAAUUAAAACCAAGAUCUGCAUCAUCCAAGUCUGGAUAUCUAAUGAUCAAUGUGCAGACAUAUGGAGGUGGUUUAUGGCAUACUUGGUUUGAUAGAGACCUAAGCGUAGCAGGCAGGGUCAUAUUGAGAGGCAGCAACGGUUCCUUUGUGCAUAAGCUUGUCAAAGUGAAGAGACCUCUGUUACGAAUACCAACACUGGCCAUUCACCUUGACCGCACAGUGAACAAGGAUGGAUUUAAACCAAAUGUAGAGACUCAACUAAUUCCAUUACUGGCAUCGAAACUAGAAGAAGCGUCUGUGGAGACAAAAGAGAAAAGUACCACAACAUCUUCAAAAGCGGCUCAUCAUCCAUUGCUCAUGCAGGCUCUCUCGGAUGAGCUCAAUUCUAACAUUGACGACAUAGUGAGUAUUGAGCUGAAUGUUUGUGAUACACAACCUAGCUGCCUUGGAGGUGGAAACGAUGAAUUUAUUUUUUCAGGAAGGUUAGAUAAUCUUGCCUCAAGUUAUUGCGCGUUAAGGGCUCUCAUUGAUUCAUGUAAAUCACCUGGAGAUUUAUCAAGUGAACAGGCUAUACGGAUGGUUGCUUUAUUUGACAAUGAAGAGGUUGGUUCAGGCUCAAUUCAGGGGGCUGGUGCUCCAACCAUGUUUCAGGCUAUGAGACGUAUAAUUAGUUGCUUAGCUGACAAAUAUGUUGGUGAAGGUGCUUUUGAGCGUGCAAUUCGCAAAUCAUUUCUUGUGUCAGCAGACAUGGCUCAUGGUGUACACCCAAAUUUCAUGGACAAGCAUGAAGAACACCAUCGACCAGAAAUGCAAAAGGGACUCGUUAUCAAGCAUAAUGCAAACCAACGCUAUGCUACUAGUGGAGUUACAUCUUUUCUUUUCAAAGAAAUUGGCAAAAUCCACAACCUUCCAACUCAGGAAUUUGUGGUGAGAAAUGAUAUGGGAUGCGGAUCUACCAUAGGUCCCAUACUAGCUUCAGGGGCUGGUAUUCGUACUGUUGAUUGUGGCAUCCCUCAACUUUCCAUGCACAGUGUUAGAGAGAUAUGUGGGAAGGAAGAUAUAGACAUCGCUUACAAGCACUUCAAAGCAUUUUACCAAACUUUCUCCAGCAUAGACAAGAAGCUGAAUGUAGAUUCGUAACAAGAACUUCGUUGAAGCGAAAGUCUAGCAAGACAGUUUGGGCACAUGGAGGUUGCAUCUGUUCAAUUACGGUUUACUGGAAUUGAUGGAAUCUGAGGAGGAAGCAGAACUAACAUCAAUGUCAGGACUACCUCUUAGCUUUGUGUCGGCCUUGGAGAGUUUUUGCUUCAGCUCAGAUAACAAAGCCUGGUUCUCCUGGUUGAGCACUUGAGCUUUCUUCCUUAGCAUUUCAUUUUGUCGGAUUAUAUAACAGUUUUGCAAAUGUAUCUGCGAGUUCAGCUUCUCCAUACCAAAUUGUUGGAUUAAAUGAACUAAUGUUGUUGGAGAAACAGAGUGAGGAACUUAAUUUCAAUUGGACAUAUAAAUACUA